AUGAUAGUGAGGGCACGCCUAGUGCACUGUGCAGAGGAAUGUAUUGAGACGUGGAUUAAGUGUAAAGGAGGAAGCGCCAGUUGUACACUAUGCAUAUAUGUGUCCUAUUAUUUGCAGCACAAACUGUGGGAUGAUAUAGCAAAGGAGUUAGAAGCAUUUAUAGAGCACGUAACAGAAAAGGAUACGGAGGGUUGGGAUGAGAACUGUGAGAAUGCGUAUUAUAACCACAAGACGAAUCCUAAUGGUAACCCGCGAAGGGUAGAAUACGCGGGAGACAGAAUUAUGUGCAGACUAAUGGUAGGAGCAUUAUAUUUUAUGAAUGAGAACAGUUGGCCUAUGUGGGGAGGGACUAUGCUGGUCAGUAAUGAUGAUGAGAUGAAGGAAUAUGUGAGAUGUGCCAUUGUCAAUAUGUAUAUGGAAAUACUCAAGGAAUCAUCAUGUGGUGGAGGAUGGGGUUUAUGGUAUGCAUGGUACACCAUGAAAAAGAUGGAAGAAGGGCUACAGGGUGGUUUAAUAACCACAGGUAAAUGUGGGAAUGCAGUGUUUAAAAACAUACAAACAGAGGAAUUCGACAUGGCACAAAAGAUUAAGGCAUGGUUAGAGAGCACAAGGCGCUUGACUGACAAGAUUAGAGGGAAAGGAAUAGAAAGCACAUGCAAGAAAAGCUUAGUAGAACUUGGGGGGGUAACACCGAGUAAACAUGCCAAGGAUGAAAAGAUAAAACUGCAGCCACAGGAGAAAAAAGUUAUACAGGAAUUAGGCGAAGAGCUGAAGGUGAAAGUUGAGGAUGUAAGGACAGCCGCAGUGCGAUGCGCGCGGGAGAAAGGAGCAUGCAUAGACCCUAGCGAACACGACGCCAGUAGCAAUCCUGAGAAUGCCGACAGUAAGGCCACAGUACAGAACUCUGUCGAAAGCAGUACACCAGCGCCAUCGGGCAAAGAGGGCGGCCCAGAAUCGUCCCAACCGGCCACAAAAGUACAGGCCAAACCGACAGGAACUGAAGCAGGGGAAAACAAAGACACAACGGAUCAAAACCAAACAGCACAAGCACCAGCAGCGGCAGCACCCAAGGCAGAACCAACGCAAGAAGCAGCACACCAGCCAGCCCCAGGGCUAGGGCACACGGGUGCAUCUGGUUCCAAUGGUUCACCCGGUGACACAGGUCCCUCUGGUGCAGCUGGUCCUACUGGUCAAGGUUCUACUGGUACUGGCUCCGCGGGGAAUACGAAUCCAGGUUCCACUGGUGACCAACCCCCUGGUUCCUCCGGACCUGGGUCCACGGGCACUGCGAAUUCAGCUUCCUCAUCUAAGACCUUCACACGUCUUGCUUGCCCAGCCUCUGGUACUUAUGACGGUAUAUCCUCAUGCGAUCUACGAUUGUCCCUGAAUGCCUUCGACGGAGGACAGGCUCUGUCUGGGUCAUAUGGACUAUGGACACCGAGCGAUGUAUUAGAUGGGCGACCGGCACAACCGGGUCAUUCAGGCGGUCCAUCUGAGGAUGGUGGCGGUCCACAUGGACCCGACCUAACCGGUGUUGUCCUUACCGCCACUACUCCCAUCCUGUUUUUUCUCACUUACGUCACCGUCGCCCUUCUUGGUUAUUCCCUUUGGAAGCGCACGAUCAUCGAGCUACAUCUAGAACUGCUCCACGAAUGUGCAGCGACCGAAUGGGAAAACGUCAAAGACGACUAUUUGCAGAUUGUCGUGGAGGAGUUUGCGCAGGAUUUGAUGCGGGAUGCAAACGGGCAUAGUAGUUCCUUGGAUGCUCCUAUCACAAACCAGGGUUUAUCAGGGCACAAUGCUUCCGCCACCGUGGAUCCAUCCACUGACGCCGACGGCAAAGAUCCAUGUCCACCUAACGAAGAUGACCCCGAUCCAUGGAGUUGUAUGCAAACCAUGCAGUUCGCAACGGGCCCUUGUCCACCACAUGACCCCGAUCCAUGGAGUUGUAUGCAAACCAUACAGUUACCAACGCACCCUUGUCCACCACAUGACCCCGAUCCAUGGAGUUGUAUGGAAUCCAUACAGUUAGAUGCAGAACAGAAUGCUCAUUCCGACCCCGACCACGUGACGUCGUACUGCAUCCAUUGGAUUAACUGGAUUGACCGCCACAAAGAUAUUCUGCGGGACUGCACGACACAGCCGUGGUUUUUGCAAUUGAAAGCGCAUUGGCAACAAUACAUGCGUCAACAUGCGACAGACGACGUAUGCGGGUACCGUGAACUCGGUGAGGCACCCACCCCGCCGAUGCAGAAAUUGGACCUGUGGAAACAAUGGGUUGCACAGCAACAUCGGCAAAUGAGUACAUACAGUGAGCAGGAGUGGUUUCAACAUUUGUUGAAUAAUGUAGAGGAGGAGACAGUACCGCAACACGGCCAAGUACCUGCAGUGGAAACAGACUUAAACAUGCAAAUAGUAACAGCAGCAGCAGACAUGCUACGAGUGAGAGAUUUACCACGGACGCAACUGCAUCGGUCACCUCAUAUGAAAACACCGUUAACUGCCAAAUUGUGGAUGCUGCUGCUGGCGUCGAUAAUCGAAGAAUGUGAAAUCGAACGCAGUUUGCAGGAGACGGAGUUAUAUGUAGAUGAAGUACUGGACAAGCUCUGA
Messenger RNA from Plasmodium fragile, 2610 nucleotides. RefSeq lists its product as uncharacterized. Bases 1 to 2610 code for a protein of 869 amino acids. NCBI's taxonomy places the organism in Eukaryota, Apicomplexa, Aconoidasida, Haemosporida, Plasmodiidae. The record is from RefSeq and is a predicted model, not a curated record. The transcript is spliced from 3 exons.